AUGUCCGCAAAUCCGAACCUGCCGCCUCCAGGGCCUAGGCAACCUCGCGUCCUCGCCUGUGUCUUGUGUCAGCAUCGCAAGAUAAAAUGUGAUCGCAACACCCCUUGCUCCAACUGCGUCAAGGCCAAUGUGACAUGUACGCCAAGCACUCCAGCACCGGCGCGCAAGCGUCGACGACCUAAUCAAGACCUCCAAGAGCGGCUCGCGCGUUGCGAGGCUUUGCUGAAGCAGUAUGCUGGCGCUGGACCCCCCCCAGCGGCCGCGUCGGCUUCCCAGUCGCCAACGACGCCGUUCAAAGACAUGGCAGACUCGCCUGAGCCGUGGAACUCACAUCUCUCCGAUUUUGAAAAGGUCCCUACUACCGGCAAGAUGAUCCAGUCCGAGAGUGGCUCUCGCUUCUAUGAAAGCCAACUCUGGACGAAAUUCCACGAAGAGUUGCAAGCGAUGAGACACAUUGUCGACACGGAGGAUCCAGAGGAAUCAAGUGUCCUCGGGACAGAAGGAAUGACGCCAGAGAAAAACGGCGACCUCCUCAUCCCGGGCGAUCGCUCGUCUCAAAGCGGGGAGCCACAGCAUCCAGAUCCCGUCCAGACGUUCAGGUUAUGGCAGAUUUUCCUGGACCGCGUCAACCCCCUGACCAAGAUCAUCCACGUACCGACGCUGCAGCCUUACAUCGUCGAGGCGACCACUGACCCGUCUAACGUCCCCCUGCACUACCAGGCACUCCUUUUCGCGGUGUAUCUGAUGGCCACUCUAUCCCUCAGCGAAGCGGAAUGCCAUCAGCUGCUGGGCUCAUCACAAGCGCUGGCAUUACAGAGAUUCUCCUCGGCGACGCGGACCGCGUUGCUGCGCUUCGACUAUCUGCGCAACUACGACAUGGCUGCUCUGCAGGCAUUGGUUCUGUUCAUGAUUUUUCUGCAAGGACGCUAUGACCGCCACGCGGCAUGGGUGAUCAGCGGCACGAUUGUCAGGAUCGCACAGAAAAUGGGGUAUCAUCGAGACGGCGAGCUGCUGAAGCUGACCCCCUUUGAGACGGAGAUGCGCAGGCGCAUCUGGUGGCAGAUCCUGAUGCAGGACACCAAGCUGGCCAUCACCUCCGGGCUGAGCCACAGUAGCGUGCAGGACAAUUUCGACACCAAACAACCGCAGAACCUGAACGACGCCGAUCUGUACCCGGGGUCCUCCGAGCCUGUCCAUUCGCGCGAGGGGCCGACGGAGAUGGCGUUCAUACUCGUCAUGAACCGGCUGUCCGUAUUCAUGAUCUCCGACAGCAAUCGCGCGGGAUUCGAGUCGGCCGUGCUCUGCGAAGGCGCCAACGAGGAUGGCAGUGCUAGCUUUGAUCCCGCAUUGCUCGAAAAGUAUAGAGGCGUCGCGAGAGAACUGGACGCCGACUUGCGUGAGAUUGAGCGGCGCUACAUUGACGAGUCGGCAGGCGCAGCCCAUGCCGCGGCGUUGAAUGUUCGAUCCAUGCUCGUGGAGAAGCUGCAUGAGAUGCUCCGCCCCAUGUGCGAGCAGCCAGAAUGGGGGACGGAGAUCUUCAGCCCCAAGGACAACCUCUUCAAGACGGUACUGAUCAACAAUGAGCACAACACGGAAAUGUACGAGCGGAUGGCUGGGUACGGCUUUCUGUGGUUUGUCAAGAUGCACUUUCAGCUCGACGUCUUUGCAGUCCUGGCCGGUCAGCUCUGCCGGCGUCCGACGGGGGCGCUGUCUGACCGCGGUUGGACUGUCGUGGAGAAGCACUACAAGUGGCUGCCAGAGCUCUUUGACCUGUCGCAGAAAGCGCACGCGUCUCAGGCCCAGUUCACGCUCAAAGCCUGGAAAGCGCGCGAGAAAGCGUUUGCGCAACUCGGGCAGCUCCUCCCGACGCCAGCGUACAUUGAGCGUCUGCGUGAAUGUAUAUCGACGCCCGACCGCUCCUCUACGGCGACGUCUGCGACACCACCGGCCUCCUCUAUGCAGGGCCAGCAGCCCAUGGGCGACGUCGACAACAGUUUCCUGGGCGGCUACAUGGAUAUCCCGGCCAUGUCCUGGGACAUGUGGGGAGACUCGUACUCGACGGCUUCGCUGGGCAAUCCGAACCAGCCGCUGUCGGCGGCGUUCUUUGGCACAUACGGUAUGAACUAG
Emericellopsis cladophorae is the source of this 2127-nucleotide messenger RNA. RefSeq names its product putative transcriptional regulatory protein-like protein. The coding region runs from base 1 to 2127 and encodes 708 amino acids. NCBI's taxonomy places the organism in Eukaryota, Fungi, Ascomycota, Sordariomycetes, Hypocreales, Bionectriaceae. The record is from RefSeq and is a predicted model, not a curated record. Gene Ontology annotation, molecular function: DNA-binding transcription factor activity, RNA polymerase II-specific; zinc ion binding; DNA binding. Gene Ontology annotation, biological process: regulation of DNA-templated transcription; DNA-templated transcription. The transcript is spliced from 4 exons.